GUUUAUUAUUUUAUUUCUAUCUCCACCACCUUCGAGGCCCCUACCUUUACCCUUGUUCCUCCCCUGUUUCCACGAAUUCUCACGACAUUUGCUCCGAUUCCUCGGCCCGAUCGACCGAGUUCGUUCCAUCUCCGGCCAUUUUCGGAGCAAAUCUUCGAUUAUUUGGUCUCCGCGUCCUCGAUUUCUCUCAAAAAUGGGAAGAAGUUCGACACUCUGUGGCUAAUUUGGGGAAUCUUCUUCGUUCUUAGGGUUCCUUCGAGCUCUUUCUCGAUUCGGUUCGAUUUUUUGGCAGAUAAAGCUCCCAUCUUGCGACUUUUCGUGUUUUAUUAUUUCAAUCGGGAAAAAAUCAUCCUUUUUUGGAUUCCUAGCUGAAAUUUUCGUUCAUCGUUCUCUGUUUGCUCAUCUUUGUUGUUUUAAAUUUUCUCGCUUUAGAUCAGCCAAAAAAAUCCCGUUUUCUUGAUUUCUGUUCGAUUUUCUCUGGAAAGUUCGUAUUUUUCCCGAUCCUAGUCUCAAAAAUCUCUUUUUUCUACGAUUUAUAAGACUUUCUGGUGUUAGUUUAUGACCUUGUGAUCCAGUUCUCACUUCGGUUCCGUUCGAUCUAUUCUCCUUUCGAGCUUUCUGGGAUCUUUUCUAUUUUCUUUAUAGCAAUCAAAUGGCUCGGGAAAGCUGUAAUCUUGACAAAGAUGAGGCCGAGAUCCUCAAACCCUCCUCAUCUUCUUCCCCUUCUCCUUCUCCACCGUCCCCUCCUCCAUCCUCAUCAUCGCCUUCUUCUUUAUUCGGCAAACCCUGCGAGGAAUUACCUGUCCAGAGGCCCGAGAGGCCGGAGACUGCCGCCGCGGAGGCCUCGGCAACAGUCGCCGUCGCCUCGGAAGCGGCCGCCGCGGUCUCGAGCACACCAAAGCCCGAAGAGGAACCUCAGUCACCCGUUCGGUUUAGUAACAGGUGCUCCACCUGCCGGAAAAGGGUGGGGCUGACCGGAUUCCGGUGCCGGUGCGGCGAUCUCUUCUGCGGCCGCCACCGAUACUCCGACACUCAUAACUGUUCUUUUGAUUACAAGGCGGCUGGUAGAGAGGAGAUUGCAAAGGCCAACCCUGUGGUUAGAGCUGCUAAGAUCAUCAAGAUCUAAGUUUUGAAAAAGGAUGGGCUAGAAAAGAUGCUGUGGCUCACAUUUCUGUUGUAUGGUGGAAAAGAUGGCUUUGUUAUUGUGGAGGAGCCCUUGUUUCUUUGUUGAAGAUAUGGUUUAGGAUUCUCUGUUGGUUGUGGGAUUGGAUCAAUGCCUCUAAAGGUUGCAGUUUUGAAGCUAAUACUCUGAAAAUUGUUGUUUAGGUGAUUGCUUUCAGAGGUUCGGAUUCUUGAAUUGGUUAAAAUAGUCAAGAGGUACAAGGAAUAUAUGGUUAGCCAUUUUGAUGGAGAUACAAGUUCUUGGUUUGAUGCCUCUCGCAGGAACACUUAAUUUGAUCUUUUCAAUGGAUCAAGACUUCGUUUUCAUCACUUUGCAGAAGAAUAUGUGUGUCUCGGAGUGAAAAAAAAAGGCAAUUGAUUUGAUGAUCCACAGAUUCAGUAUCAUCAAUUACAGAUGUACAAAUGAAAUAUCUAUGAAACAUGUGAAGUUCAUGAUUCCUGCAA
Molecule: messenger RNA, 1626 nt
Organism: Elaeis guineensis (African oil palm)
Lineage: Eukaryota; Viridiplantae; Streptophyta; Magnoliopsida; Arecales; Arecaceae
Product: zinc finger AN1 domain-containing stress-associated protein 15
Biological process (GO): protein ubiquitination
Molecular function (GO): ubiquitin-protein transferase activity; zinc ion binding
Source: RefSeq, a predicted model, not a curated record